This is a messenger RNA of Colletotrichum karsti, 1779 nucleotides long. RefSeq lists its product as uncharacterized. NCBI's taxonomy places the organism in Eukaryota, Fungi, Ascomycota, Sordariomycetes, Glomerellales, Glomerellaceae. The transcript has a single exon. The coding region runs from base 1 to 1779 and encodes 592 amino acids. Gene Ontology annotation, cellular component: mitochondrion. The record is from RefSeq and is a predicted model, not a curated record. Gene Ontology annotation, molecular function: ATP binding; nucleic acid binding.
AUGGAUCGUGGAAGAGGCUCAGGCCAUCGUCGCCGUGACAAUCGUCGCGAUGGAAGACGCGACAACCGCCGCAACGGUCCCCCGAAUGGCGACAGGUCGGGCGGCCAGCAGCAGCAUCAGCAGCAGCCUCAGCAGCAAGCCCAACCUGCGGCGUCAGCGGUGGCAUACGAGACUACCGCACCGCCCCUCACCGAGCCUGUCCCGCAGGACACACCGAGAUUCGCCGAUAUGGUCGGCGUCCACCCGUCUCUGGUUCAGGCCAUCACCGAGGAUCUCAAGUUCGACCACAUGAUGCCCGUCCAGGCUGCCACUCUUGAGGAGCUCCUUCCCCCCAAGCGCAGCGACUGUCUCGUCCAGGCCAAGACCGGUACCGGCAAGACCAUCGCCUUCCUGCUUCCCGCUAUUCAGACUCUGCUCACCCAGAACCGCGGCCGUAAUGGCGGCAUCUCUCUGCUGGUCAUCUCACCCACUCGCGAGCUGGCCAUGCAAAUCGCAAAGGAAGCCGAGGCGCUCCUCCAGCGUCUCAAGCAGUACCGCGUUUGCAUCGCCAUUGGAGGCACCAACAAGGACAAGGAGGAGAGGCAGAUCCUCCAGGGCUGCGAUAUUCUCAUCGCCACCCCCGGCCGUCUCAUCGACCACAUGGCCAACGAGUACAUCCAGGACUCUUUCAGCAACCUCGACACCCUUGUUCUCGAUGAGGCUGAUCGUCUGCUCGACAUGGGCUUCAUGCCCGCCCUCAAGGACAUCGUUCGCGCACUCCCGGAUAAGUCCAAGACCAACCGCCAGGGCAUGCUCUUCUCCGCCACCAUUGCCUCCCACGUCCAGCAGGUCGCAGGUCUCGUCCUCUCCCCGGGUUACAAGUUCAUCUCCACCAUCCCCGCCGGCGAGGCCAACACCCACGAGCGUGUCCCUCAGCACCUCAUCAAAGUACCCACCUUCGCCGCCGUCGCCCCGGCCAUGGUCGGCGCUAUCCGCGAGGAGGCAAACACCGUCGGCCCCGACAGCUUCAAGGCCAUUGUGUUCGCACCCACCGCCGCCCUCGCAGACUUCUACGGCGACAUCCUGACCAACAUUCCCGGCCUGCCUCAAGCUUCCGUCCUUCACUCUCGCAUCUCCCAGGGCCGACGCACCAAGAUCACCAACGACUACCGUGACUCCAAGACUGGCGUUCUCGUCGCCACGGACGUCAUCGCUCGCGGCAUGGAUUUCCCCGGCGUCACCACCGUCUUCCAGGUCGGCAUCCCCGCCGACAAGGAGUCAUACAUCCACCGCCUUGGUCGUACUGCUCGCGCCGGCGCUGAGGGCCGUGGCAUCUUCAUCGUCACCGAGAUGGAGGACUUCUUCCCCCGCUGGCAGCUCAAAGAGAUCAAGUUCGAGCAGCGCGCCGCGGACACUUCUUCGGCGGAGCAGGUGUACGCCAUCGCCGAGCAGCAGAUCGACGAGGCGCAGAAGGCCAAGAUUUACCAGGCCUGGCUGGGUUACUACAAGAACUGGAUGAAGCCCCUCAAGUGGGAGAAGGAGGACCUCGUGGCGGAGGGCAACGUCUUCGCGCGCGAGGCUCUCGGAUGCCCCGAGACGCCUCCUAUUCAGAAGAGCACGGUUGGCAAGAUGGGUCUGCGUGGUACCCGGGGCCUGGUCGUUGUUCCGGAUGCGCCCAAGGGACGCCACGGACGCGGCGGAGGCGGCGGCGGUGGAGAGGGACGCAGCGCGGGCUCCGGCGGACAAGGAGGACGUGGCGGAGGAGGAGGAGGACGCGGAAGACGCGGUGGAAGAUCUUGA